AUGACUGCUAUCAAGGAUAAAAUGGAGGCGAAUAAUCCGGAAUUAGAAGAAUUACCGGAAAUGGAACAACUUCGUCGUCAUGAAGUGGUAGAUCCAACAUGCCGUGGUGCUAAUUUGUUGAGAAUACCGCAAUAUAACAAGGUAUCAUUUAUACCAACCGAUUUCGUUAUCAAGUGUAAGUAUAUUUGUCAAGGAAUGGCCUUUAGUCUGUCUGAGCGACAACAUCUGGGAAUUCAUGGUCUUCUGCCAGCGGCAUUUGAAACUGAAGAAUUACAAGUUUAUCGAGUGAUUAGUCAAUUACGAGCGGAAAAUGAUAACCUUAAAAAAUACAUCAUUUUAGAUAAUCUUCAGGAUCAAAAUGAGAAACUUUAUUAUCGUACUGUUAUUGAGCAUAUUCAAGAGCUAUUACCCAUUGUUUACACACCAACUGUUGGUUUGGCUUGUCAAAAAUUUGGUUAUAUUUUUCGGCGACCAAAAGGUAUUUAUAUAACAAUAAACGAUAAUAGUGUGAGUAAAAUCUAUCAAAUAUUGAGUAAUUGGCCAGAACAUGAUGUCAGGGCUAUUGUUGUCACAGAUGGUGAACGCAUUCUUGGUUUGGGUGAUUUAGGCGCAUAUGGCAUGGGUAUACCAAUUGGUAAACUAGCAUUGUACGUAGCACUUGGUGGUGUUAAACCUAAAUGGUGUCUUCCAGUUCUUCUUGAUUGUGGAACAGAUCGUGAGGAACUGUUGAAAGAUCCAUUUUAUAUUGGAUUAAGACGGAAGCGAAUACGUGGUGCUGAAUAUGAUUUAUUGAUUGAUAAUUUUUUAAGAGCAUGUGUUAAGAGAUUUGGUCAAAAAACACUAAUACAAUUUGAAGAUUUUGCGAACAUCAAUGCAGGGCGCCUAUUAGCAAAGUACAGGAAUAAGUAUGCGACAUUCAACGAUGAUAUCCAAGGAACUGCAUCAAUUGUUAUUGCUGGUUUGUUAUCAUGUGGAAAUAUUUUGCAAAAAAAGAUGAAUGAACAAAUAUUUUUGUUUUUAGGCGCUGGAGCGGCAGCAACAGGUAUCGCCGACAUGUGUGUACUAGAGAUGCAGCAUGAAGGUAUGUCAGCAAAGGAUGCAUAUGAGCGCAUAUUUCUCAUCAAUAGCAAAGGAUUAAUUACCGUAAACAGUCCAAUAGUAAAACCAGAACAUCAAAAAUACGCGAAAGAAAUGCCACAUAUCACGGAUUUGCUCGAGAUCAUCGAUAAAGUACGGCCAACCGGUAUCAUUGGUGUAUCAACCGUUCACGGUGCUUUUUCUGAGCAAAUAAUACGGAAAAUGGCUGAACUAAACGAACGACCGAUCAUUUUUGCAUUAUCAAAUCCGACCAGCAAAUCUGAAUGUACUGCUGAAGAAGCAAUUCGAUACACUAAAGGGAAAGUAUUGUUUGCAAGUGGUAGUCCAUUUCCAGAAGUUAUUUAUGAUGGAAAGCGUUACAAGCCUGGACAGGGGAAUAAUUCCUACAUUUUCCCGGGAGUUGGUUUGGGUAUUGUGCUAUUUGAAGUGCGAAAUAUCGUCGAAGAAAUAUUUUUGAUCGCUGCGAGGAAAGUCUCAUCCAGUGUAACCGAAAGAGAUAUAAGUUUUGGUCGUAUCUAUCCCAGUCUUCGCAGAAUUCGAGAAAUUUCAGCUGCAAUAGCGUUAGAAAUUGGAGAAUAUAGCUAUCAGCAUGGAAUAGCUGGUCUAUAUCCAAAACCGGAAAAUAUGGAACAAUAUAUUCAAUCACAGAUUUAUUCCGUACAAUACGAUGAAUUGAUUUGUAAACAAUAUAGUUGGCCAAUUGAGGAUACGAAAAGAAACAUACCUGUUCCAUCAACCGAAGAGAGCAGUAAUUAA
Molecule: messenger RNA, 1854 nt
Organism: Loa loa (African eye worm)
Lineage: Eukaryota; Metazoa; Nematoda; Chromadorea; Rhabditida; Onchocercidae
Product: malic enzyme
Exons: 13
Coding region: 1-1854 (617 amino acids)
Biological process (GO): pyruvate metabolic process; malate metabolic process
Cellular component (GO): mitochondrion
Molecular function (GO): malate dehydrogenase (decarboxylating) (NADP+) activity; malate dehydrogenase (decarboxylating) (NAD+) activity; NAD binding
Source: RefSeq, a predicted model, not a curated record